Fraxinus pennsylvanica is the source of this 615-nucleotide messenger RNA. The record is from the annotation of a GenBank genome assembly. Lineage: Eukaryota; Viridiplantae; Streptophyta; Magnoliopsida; Lamiales; Oleaceae.
AUGAAGCCAGGAACAUCAAAGUUAAAUCCCAAUGCAACAUCAUACAUACCAUUCUCUCAAAGGGGGGCAGCUGAUAAAGGAGAAAAUUUUGAAUUUUCUGCAAAAGAAUCAAAUUGUAGAAAUGAAGCUGUCUGGUUCGGAGAUCAAUCAGAGGAUGCAUUAACACAUUGUCAGCCACAAAAUGUUUCUCAAAGCUAUAUCCAAUGCACUGAUAUUCUCCAAACUGCUGAGCUUUCUAAACUGAAGGACCAUUGUGGUGGUGAACUCUAUGCUUCAUCAUCACAUAACCAAAAUAUGAUGGCUGAAAAGUUUACACUUGAGGAAGAAUUUGACAUGGAUUUAACAUAUCUUCAGAUGACAUUUCCUGGAAUAUCUAAGGAUUCCCUUUCUGAAGUCUAUUUAACAAGUAACUGUGAUGUGGAGUCUGCAGUUGACAUGCUGAAUCAACUUGAGCUACCCCCUGUGGAUCAUUCUGAAAAGCUUCCUGAAUCUUUGGACAUUGGUGAUGUGCCAGAAUCUGUGUCUUAUUGUGAGGUACCUUCUCAGAAAUUAAAAAACAUGACAGGUGAAGCUGGGCCUUCUACAUCUGGUUCCUCCAACUUGGACGUAGCAUAA